AUGAGGGUGGCCAAUUUGUGUUUGAUUGCAUCGCAUGUAUUGUUGACUCCAGUAUUGGGAUUUACUGAUACUUCACCGUUUUAUUCAUCAAAACAAUUAGAUGGGAAAUUUCCAUAUAUAACUGAAUCUGGCCAAUUAUUGGAAACAAUAGGAUCAUUGACGGAUGAUAUCUGCAAGAAUGAUAAUAAAUUGGUUAUUUACAGAGUCAGUAAUCUAGUUCAUGGUACUAAACCAUCAGAGGGUACUUAUAUUAAGCAUGUCCAUUACGGUUCGGUCGAAGAGCUUGACUUUCCACAUGGAUCGUCUUGUGACGGAGACAGAGUUGAAUAUAUGACCAACAAACAACCCAACGACACAAAAAACAUUGCAAUUGCCGUUGUGGAUAUUGAAGAUGACAAAGAGCAUACUAUUGAUGAGUUUUUGGCUCCUGAAGGAGGGAUGGUUAUCGUCCAAGGAAAACCAUCAUUUCAUAAGCCAGAAUCCAAGAUGGACGGCUUGAAACAUUACAUCGAAGACAAAGUAUACGAUAACUUAAAAAUGGAGGUUGAUUUCGACAAUGUCUUACAUAAAAGGGCUAAAGGCUCGGACGAAGCCAACGAUGAUGACGAUAAGUUCAAUCAGAUAAUGGCUGAAGUAGAAAACGACUUCAAAGCAGCUGAAUCGUUCAUUUCAAAAGAAGGCGGAGACAUGAUGAUGACCAUUUUGGAUUCGUCCAAGACUGCUAUGGCUCAAGCCGAUGAUAAACCUCCUAAGGUAAAAAACCCGAAUCUUUUCACAAACUACAGUUUCUUCACACCAGGAAUUUGGAUGUGUUUGGUUAUUUCGGGCUUCCUUGUUUCAAUAUUAUACAUCACAAUGUCAUGGAUGACCUCUCUAGAAAUCUCCUACAAGGCUUUUGAUAAACAAGUUGACUUCGAGAAGAAAACGGAAUGA
Debaryomyces hansenii CBS767 is the source of this 933-nucleotide messenger RNA. RefSeq names its product Abg1p (gene ABG1). Gene Ontology annotation, cellular component: endoplasmic reticulum membrane. Bases 1 to 933 code for a protein of 310 amino acids. The record is from RefSeq and is a predicted model, not a curated record. Gene Ontology annotation, biological process: (1->6)-beta-D-glucan biosynthetic process; fungal-type cell wall biogenesis. NCBI's taxonomy places the organism in Eukaryota, Fungi, Ascomycota, Pichiomycetes, Serinales, Debaryomycetaceae. The transcript has a single exon.